AUCGCACGACCUUACACUCCAAUCUCCUACGAUAGUAAUCAUAUCGAGCUAUUGGUUCGUAGAUAUGAGACAGGCACUGUUAGUAAGCAUAUUCACUCGUUAAACGAAGGCGAUACUCUUCGUAUUCGUGGACCAUUGGAGUCAUUUCCUUACAAAAUCAACUGUGUCAAGCAUGUUAGUAUGAUUGCUGGUGGAACAGGCAUUGCUCCAAUGUACCAACUCAUGACUAAAAUUCUUAGUAGUCCCAAUGACAAAACUUCCAUUCAGUUGAUCUAUGCCAGUAAGGACAACCAAAAUAUUCUUCUUAAAAAGGAACUGGACCAGUUGCUCAAGUCAUAUCCUGAUCAACUGAGAAUUAAAUAUUUGGUGGAUCGUGCAAAUGAACCACUCACACCCGAUGUACAAGUUGGAUUUAUGGAUGAAAAACAACUUGAAACUGUUUUACCUCACACAAAUACAAAAUAUCCCUUCAAGAUUCUCGUUUGCGGUCCUGAUGGGAUGAUUCGCAGUAUUGCUGGGCCUAAACUAUCCGAGGAAAAACAAGGACCAGUUGGGGGAAUUUUAAAGCAUAUGGGAUACAAUGAUACUCAAGUAUUCAAACUGUAA
Batrachochytrium dendrobatidis JAM81 is the source of this 606-nucleotide messenger RNA. RefSeq lists its product as uncharacterized. The record is from RefSeq and is a predicted model, not a curated record. Gene Ontology annotation, molecular function: cytochrome-b5 reductase activity, acting on NAD(P)H. Lineage: Eukaryota; Fungi; Chytridiomycota; Chytridiomycetes; Rhizophydiales. The annotation marks the transcript as partial. The transcript is spliced from 3 exons.